Lodderomyces orthopsilosis Co 90-125 is the source of this 867-nucleotide messenger RNA. RefSeq lists its product as uncharacterized. The record is from RefSeq and is a predicted model, not a curated record. Bases 1 to 867 code for a protein of 288 amino acids. The transcript has a single exon. Lineage: Eukaryota; Fungi; Ascomycota; Pichiomycetes; Serinales; Debaryomycetaceae.
AUGGCAAGAGAAGAAUGUGUCAUACUCGAAUCGAAAGACAACUUUCUCCUGAUUGAUCAAGUUAUUCGUAAACGCCCAUAUUACACCACUGUUCGCUUAAUCACCGCACCAUCGCUGCAAUUCACUCCGAAACCGUUUCUUCGAGAAGUUUCUACGACAACUAACUUGAUGGAACUUAUACGGCUGAAAAAGAGUGCUUACAAAUCUUACAUUGAGGCAAUACCAUUAGAUCAAGUUGAUCUUGAUCCAGCGUUUCAAAACAAAUUGCAAUUUUAUGGACCCAAAGAUGAAGUGAUCAUACAUCUUGAUCAAGCGUCGUAUCAGAAGUUACCCAAUUUGCAUCAAGAUCAGAAACAUGAUCGAUAUGGGUCCAUAUCAUCCUUUGACUACUCUCAGGUAAAAAAGCUAACCAAUGACAAGAUUGGUCAUGGCGAAAAUGACUACUCUCGAUACAGAUAUAAAAUUAAGAUCAAAUUUUCCCAACCUGAGUUUGAAUUCAUCAUCAAGACGUUAUUCAACAAUGUACAUGCUGAGUCCUACAUUUACGAUCCAGGUAUGGAGUUGCCGACACCUCAAGUACACAAGGAUACCGUAAGUAUGCCUGUGCUCUCAAAUAAUGGAUUAGAACUUGAUGAUUACACCACAGACACCCAAGAAUUGAUUACUUUGUUUACCCAUUUGGAACCACUGCAAAUCACCAAUUCCUCGCAAUAUGAGACCUUCCCUUUGACUCGAUACACUAUGAAUAAUGUAUAUUGUGAAUCUAUUACAGGUACAAAUUGGGAAAUAUUAUCGUUACAUACCAAAGAUACACAUAUGUUUAUUCAAAAGAAUGAAAAAGUUGCAAUUGUGCACGUGGAAAGGUAA